GUUUUGAUGGUACAUGUAAUUUGACGGCCGAACUUCAUCCUUUAUGAUGAUUUUAUCGGCAAUGGAUGUGGAUGGUUGCCAUGGGUACAUCGAUGAUUUGUUUUCUAAUGAAUCUGACAAAUGGUUAGAUGCCACAACAAAAAUAAAGUAUAUAGUUAUUGGGAACAACAAGCAGAAAUCGUGCAUCAUCAAUUAUGGUGUCAUUCCAAGGCUGCUCCAGUGGAUGAUAGACGAUGUGACCCCCAUAGAGCUACGAACAGAGGCUGCCGUGGUGCUGGGGAGUCUGGCUAAGGGGGUAGAGGAGAACAUUGACUGUCUGGUGGAGGCUGGAACUGUGUCUGUCUUACUCAAGGGCCUGUCUAACAACAAUCUGAAGUAUGUUGAAGCCUGUUUGAGAUGUCUGAGAAUCAUCUUCUCCAGCUCACUUACAGCUGUCGACUUUAUUUAUCAGGAUGCCACAGUGAUACCUCACCUCAUUAACAUAAUCUCCAAGUCCGUCUGCACUCAGGAAUGUAUCACAACUAUUUUUGCUGAUUGCUGCAAGACGGAGACUCACCAGUCCUUACUGUGUAGCAAUGGUGCCAUUGCUGCCCUGGCCCCUCUACUGUGUUCCAACAUUUAUAAGGUUCAGAUGCCCACACUGUCAUGCUUUGCCAUGAUGUGUUACCAGAAUGAGCAAGUGUCCAUGGCUGUGGCCACAGCCACUUACAAUGCAGAACCGAUUCCAAACCUUUUUGUCAAACUUCUGGCAAGGGACAAGACUCAUGAAAUGCAGAUGGCUGCUGCCCAGUGUUUGACAUAUCUGUGUAGAGGAGGUGCCAUUAGUCCAGACAACCCCAUCAUAGUGCUUAAGACUCUUCCCACUCUGGUGAGGAUGUGUAAGCGGGAAAGGAGCAUUGAGGAGCGAGUGGAGGGGGCAGAGGCUCUGGCAUACCUCAUAGAGGUGAACUCUGACCUCCAGAAGACAGCAGCCAUCACCGAUCAUUGUAUACGAACACUGGCGGAGUACCUCAAGUUUACAGAGGUGCAUCAGUUCAUUGUCAAGAAUCAUCAGCGUAAGGAUGUCAGUUCCAUGGAUGAACUCAAGCAAGCUGCGUUCAAAGCAUUCGCCGCACUGGCUGCCAAUGACGAGGAUAUUCGAAAACGGAUACUGGAAAUGGAUGGGUUAAUGGAGCAAGUUGUAGACGGGAUGAACAGUAACUCUGUAAAGGUCCAGGUCGCCUCUGUCCGAUGUCUUCACAGUUUGUCGCGUUCUGUACAACAACUCAGGACGACCUUCCACGAUUACAACGUCUGGAAACCACUAAUGAAGAUAAUCCAGAAUGGCCCCCACGAAGCCCUGGCUGUCACCUCCUCUGUGCUGUGUAAUUUACUGCUGGAGUUCUCACCCAGUAAAGAGCCCAUACUGGAGGAGGGAGCUGUGGAGAUUUUGGUGAGGCUGACAUCACAUGAGGACCCGUCCCUUAGACUGAACGGCAUCUGGGGACUGAUGAACAUGGCAUUCCAGGCCGAACAGAAGCUAAAGACCCACAUCAUAACGUCAGUAGGACCAGACAGGUUGUUGAAGCUUUUGUCUGACCCCAUACCCUCCAUUCUCAUCAAGACACUGGGGCUACUGAGAAACCUACUGUCUGGCAAACCGCAUAUUGAUCUGCUUAUGAAUAUGUAUGGCAAACAGAUGAUCCAAGCUGUCAUUCUCAUCCUAGAGGGAGAUCACUCUCUGGACAUCAAAGAACAGACACUGUGCAUCCUGACAAAUAUAGCUGACGGAAACUCUGCCAAAGAUUAUAUCAUGACAAAUGAAGAUGUGCUGAAGAAAUUGAUGAGUUAUAUGAUGUGCACGAGUGUAAACCUCCAACUGACGGCCACUCUCUGCAUCACAAACCUCAUCUGGAAUGAUGAAGAAGGUGCUCACAGUAGACAAGCCAAACUACGAGACAUGGGUGUGCAGAAAAUCUUACAUCAGUUACAGACGCAGACUCAUCAAGACCUUAUACUGAACGAAAAAGUGAAAGCUGCUCUUGAGCAGUUUGGAGGAUGAAAUAAGCUCUGCCACGGACUUAUAGGGCCAAUCUGUACCAUCCUGUGAGGUGUUGAGCACUACACUGAUAGCAAGACUAGCAGGGUUAUCUCCCCUGAUCCUAAUGUGCUCCAAAGCUGUCUCCCUUUAUUGUGCAUGCCUGGAAUGAGGGUAUUGCUAAAAUAGAUGUGCGGAUUUUAAUAGAAGGACAGGCGAACAGUGAAAACCAGUUAAUGGAAUGAAUGCAAAGUGACAGAAGAAAGUAUCUGCUACCAAACUUUGGGUGAACUGCACAUGUAUCGACAGAGGUACGGGUAACUGUAAGAAGAGAGAGAGAGGAAAUAUGAUGUCAAGCCACAGUCAUGAUCUGUUAGUUAUAUUGUUUUUGAAAACAGUAUGAAUAAAUUCAUGUAUGCACACUUUAUUUAAUAAUAUGCAGUUUUGUCGCAGUUCAUAUGUUCCUAAGUGAACAAUACAUUUUAAUCUUCAAAAUGUUUUGAAUUAUUUCCUCCCAUUCUAAUUGUGGCAGCCAUAGAGUAAGUGAAAUAUUCUGAAGUACGGCGUAAAACAAACAAACAAGAUAAAUAAAUAAAUCUUUUGAAUUAUGUUUGCAGAUUGAAGUUUGUGGCUCACAUUUUUGAGGAUCUAGAGUACUUAAUCUAUGACAUUUUUUUUCUACAUUUAGUCAUGGUUGGUAUGCACUAAUGCUGGUAUUGCUCAGCCAGAAGUUCAAAUCCCAUUAUUGUCACUUUUCCUGGUCAGUUUAGAUUUACACAUCUACAUAUACACAUUUACACAAUGUAAGCCAGCCUAGUAGUUUGCCAGUGGAGAGCUUGGUUUGCCAGUGGGGAGUCACAAGCCUGCCAGUGGCUUGCAUGUAGUGAGAAUGUGACUUGCCUGUGGUUAGUCACAAGCCUGCCAGUGGCUUGCCUGUAGUGAGAAUGUGACUUGCCUGUAGUAGGCACAAGUCUGCCAGUGGUUUGCCUGUAGUGAGAAUGUGACUUGCCUGUAGUAGGCACAAGUCUGCCAGUGGUUUGCCUGUAGUGAGAAUGUGACUUGCCUGUAGUUAGUCACAAGUCUGCCAGUGGCUUGCCUGUAGUGAGAAUGUGACUUGCCUGUAGUUAAUCACAAGUCUGCCAGUGGUUUGCCUGUAGUGAGAAUGUGACUUGCCUGUAGUUAGUCACAAGUCUGCCAGUGGCUUGCCUGUUGUGAGAAUGUGACUUGCCUGUAGUUAGUCACAAGUCUGCCAGUGGCUUGCCUGUGGUGAGAAUGUGACUUGCCUGUAGUUAGUCACAAGUCUUCCAGUGGCUUGCCAGUGGUGAGAAUGUGACUUGCCUGUAAUUAGUCACAAGUCUGCCAGUGGCUUGCCUGUAGUGAGACUGUGACUUGCCUGUAGUUAGUCACAAGUCUGCCAGUGGUUUGCCUGUAGUGAGAAUGUGACUUGCCUGUAGUUAGUCACAAGUCUUCCAGUGGCUUGCCUGUAGUGAGAAUGUGACUUGCCUGUAGUUAAUCACAAGUCUGCCAGUGGUUUGCCUGUAGUGAGAAUGUGACUUGCCUGUAGUUAGUCACAAGUCUGCCAGUGGCUUGCCUGUUGUGAGAAUGUGACUUGCCUGUAGUUAGUCACAAGUCUGCCAGUGGCUUGCCUGUGGUGAGAAUGUGACUUGCCUGUAGUUAGUCACAAGUCUUCCAGUGGCUUGCCAGUGGUGAGAAUGUGACUUGCCUGUAAUUAGUCACAAGUCUGCCAGUGGCUUGCCUCUAGUGAGAAUGUCACUUACCUGUAGCUAGUCACAAGUCUGCCAGUAGUUUGCCUGUAAGUGAGAAUGUCACUUACCUGUAGUGAGCUAUAAGGUUGCCUGCAGAGAGUCACUAAUCAAAUGUAGUGAGUCACAAGUCUGCCAGUUGUUUGCCUGUAAUGAGAAUAUCACUUAGGUGUAGUGAGCUAUAAGCUUUGGUGCAGUGGGCCACUAGUCAACCAAUGGUUUACCAGUAGUGAAUCACAAGUCUACCAGUGGUUUGCCUGUCCUGAGUCUGUGACUUGCCUGUAGUGAGCUACAAGUUUGCCUGCAGUGGGCCACUAGUCAACCAAUGGUUUACCAGAAGGAGGUCAAAAGUCUACCAGUGGUUUGCCUGUCCUGAAUCUGUGACUUGCCUGUAGUGAGCUACAAGUUUGCCUGCGGUGGACCACUAGUCAACCAAUGGUUUACCAGAAGGGGGUCAAAAGUCUGCCAGUGAUUUGCCUGUCCUGAGACUGUGACUUGCCUGUUGUGAGCUACAAGUUUGCCUGCGGUGGACCACUAGUCAACCAAUGGUUUACCAGAAGGGGGUCAAAAGUCUGCCAGUGAUUUGCCUGUCCUGAGACUGUGACUUGCCUGUUGUGAGCUACAAGUUUGCCUGCGGUGGACCACUAGUCAACCAAUGGUUUACCAGAAGGGGGUCAAAAGUCUGCCAUUGAUUUGCCUGUCCUGAGACUGUGACUUGCCCGUUGUGAGCUACAAGUUUGCAUGUGGCAAGUUGGGUUUGCCUGUGGUGGUUCAAAUAGUCAACCAAUGGUUUUGCCUGUAGUGAGUCACUACUGUGCUAGUGGGUUGCUUGUAUUGAGUCUGUAGUUUGCCUGCAAUGAGUCCACAGAAUGGCAAAUUGACUGCUUAUAGAACUGUACAAUUGGCUGGAGAACCUUACCAACAAGUUUUAAAAACUGUGCAGUCUAGAUUACAGUGAUGUAAACAGAGUGAGUAGAAAAAAAUGGAAAUGAUAGUUGGUCUCCCUACAACUUGUUUUUGCAUAAGUAAAUGGAUUGUGGAAGAAAACCUGAAAUUUCCUUU
This is a messenger RNA of Liolophura sinensis, 4842 nucleotides long. RefSeq names its product armadillo repeat-containing protein 8-like. The record is from RefSeq and is a predicted model, not a curated record. The transcript is spliced from 20 exons. Gene Ontology annotation, biological process: proteasome-mediated ubiquitin-dependent protein catabolic process. Gene Ontology annotation, molecular function: protein binding. NCBI's taxonomy places the organism in Eukaryota, Metazoa, Mollusca, Polyplacophora, Chitonida, Chitonidae. Bases 44 to 2041 code for a protein of 665 amino acids. Gene Ontology annotation, cellular component: GID complex.